Messenger RNA from Vitis vinifera (wine grape), 1774 nucleotides. RefSeq names its product cytochrome P450 704C1. Gene Ontology annotation, molecular function: monooxygenase activity; iron ion binding; oxidoreductase activity, acting on paired donors, with incorporation or reduction of molecular oxygen. The coding region runs from base 47 to 1636 and encodes 529 amino acids. The record is from RefSeq and is a predicted model, not a curated record. Lineage: Eukaryota; Viridiplantae; Streptophyta; Magnoliopsida; Vitales; Vitaceae. The transcript is spliced from 6 exons.
UAGUACUCUCAGUCCUUCCCCAUUUCAUCACAAGUCCAUUUACCAAAUGCAUCCUUCUUCUUCAUCCACAAUGAAUUUCAUGGGUUUUUUCUUUCAUCCCAUCAAUCUUGCUGGUAUUGCUUUAGCGGUAAUUCUAUCAAUUAGCAUAAUUAAAAUCUUUGCAGGAAGAUUGGCAGAGAAGAAAAGGAGGUAUCAUCCGAUUGCAGGCACUGUCCUUCAUCAGCUUGCUAACUACCCGAGUCUGCACCACUACAUGACAGACCUUGCUGGCAAACAUAGAACUUACAGAUUACUCAGCUUUCUCAGGAGCGAGGUUUACACUGCAGAUCCCAUAAAUGUUGAAUACAUCCUCAAAACAAACUUUCCAAACUAUGGCAGGGGGUGGUACCAUCAUACAGUUUUGGAAGAUCUUUUAGGAGAUGGGAUCUUCACUGUGGAUGGAGAUUUGUGGAGGCAGCAGAGGAAGCUGUCAAGCUAUGAGUUCACCAAAAUGCUGAAGGACUUCAGCUGUGGAAUCUUUGGAAGUAAUGCAGCAAAGCUUGCUGGGGUCAUAUCUGAAGCUGCAGCCUCAAAUCAAUCCAUGGAGAUCCAGGGCCUAUUCAUGAAGUCGAUGAUGGACUCGGUCUUCAAGGUUGUUCUGGGUGUGGAACUGGACAGCAUAUGUGGAACAAAUCAAGAAGGUACCCAGUUUUCAAACUCUUUUGAUGAAGCAAAUGAAUUGACCUUUUAUCGCUACGUGGAUCUCUUUUGGAAGGCCAAGCGGUUCUUGAAUGUUGGCUCGGAGGCAAAACUGAGGAAUAGCAUCAAAGUUGUUGACCAAUAUGUGAAUAAAGUGAUUCAAAGCAAGAUUGAAGAAAUUCACAAGUUGCAAGAAGUAUCAGUACCUAUUAAUGAUGAAUGGCAGAUGAAAAAAGGAGAUGUUUUAUCGAGGUUUCUGGAAUUGAGGAAGACAGAUCCCAAGUACCUAAAAGACAUAAUCCUCAGUUUCAUAAUUGCUGGCAAAGACACCACAGCUCUUACUCUUUCCUGGUUCCUUUACAUGCUCUGCAAGCAUCCUCCCAUACAGGAAAAGAUUGCCCAGGAAGUGAAGGAAGCAACAAAAGCCAGAGAUGCUUCCACCUUGGAUGAGCUUGCAGCCAGCAUAACUGAAGAAUCCCUUGACAAGAUGCAGUAUCUCCAUGCAGCCCUAACCGAGACUCUAAGACUCUAUCCCCCGGUUCCAGUGGAUGGAAAGCUCUGCCUCUCUGAUGAUACCUGGCCAGAUGCAUUCAGUGUGAGGAAAGGGGAUAUUGUGGCAUACCAACCUUAUGCCAUGGGCAGGAUGGCAUUCUUGUGGGGCACUGAUGCAGAGGAUUUUCGACCGGAAAGAUGGUUAGAUGAGAAUGGCAUUUUUUGCCCUGAAAGCCCAUUUAAGUUCACAGCCUUUCAGGCUGGUCCAAGAGUUUGUCUAGGAAAGGACUUUGCUUAUAGGCAGAUGAAGAUCUUUGCAGCUAUCCUUUUAAGCAGCUUUAUAUUCAAGCUGAGUGAUGAAAACAAGGCUGUCAAUUACAAGACCAUGAUUAAUCUGCAUAUUGAUGGGGGCCUCGAUGUUCAUGCCUCCCACAGAUUGGGGCAUGGAAAGCUUCUAGUUGCGUAAAAAUCUCUAUGGAAGUUGAAGAAAUAGAUAUAUGUUUGAUUUAAUUAAAUUUAAAAUCAUUUGAAUUGAUUAUAUCUCAUGCAUUUGAUGUUGACAGGGUGAGAUGAUGGUUUAAUAGAAUAUACAGUACUUUGAUAA